UUGCCAGGCAUUCAACGUGGGAUUCAAAUGUCACAUUGGGUGUGGUAGACCAUGUGCAAUCAAUUAUUGAAGAUGAAGUAGUAGAAAUUGAACCACCAGUAAAAGAUAUGUCAACCAUUGCAGAUUCUGUAAAGCAAUGUAUAGAUUACUGCCAUGAAAGGAACAUACAAGACCCAGUGGAGAUUUUAAGAGUUGCUCAAAAAUUUAUAGUAACAGGUCGCCAGCUAGAGGUUACAGAUCCAAGUGUAUGUUUAGAGGGAGAGACCAACUACAUUUUAGUCAACCGCCAAGAUGUCCUUAAAAGUGCUAUGGAGGAAAUAAAUCCGUUAGUGAAUCCAAGAUUGACACUAGAGGUAUCCUUUUACGGAGAGAUUGCCACUGACUACGGAGGACCAAGACGAGAGUUUUUCCGGUUGUGCUUGCACGAAAUUAAGGCUAAAUAUUUUGAAGGAGGUCUAAAAGAUCAUUUAUGUGAUGACUACAGUGUUAUUGGCUUAAUCAUGGCCUUGAGCAUUCUCCAAAAUGGUACGAUCCCAAGAUUUAUGUCACCUGAUGAUCUACAAGAUCUUUUGCACUCGGACAGUCCGUCCAAGUGCAUACAGAAUCUUCGCACAGGAUUUGCUAAACUUGGACUUUACGAGAUUGGAAAAGCAUUGCCUAGCUUCUUCAACCUUUUACACCAAUCUCCAGCAGUACUACUGUCAAGACGAAAGCUUAUUCAUAUCCUUGUCCCAAGUUUUUCAGAAGACGGAUCAAAUGCCCGUUAUGAUGAAAACCUCACAUAUCAGUGCUUCCUUAAAUAUUUGCAAGCUGCAGCAAGUGGCAUCAGGGGGUCGAUAACUCUGAACCACUUAUUACAAUUUGUAACUGGAACAGAUGAGGAGCCUCCACUUGGCUUUUGCUUGCCACCAAAAAUAACCUUUCCGUCCGUAGACGAUGCUAACCGCUGGUCGUUUAUUCCGUCUGCAAACACAUGCUCAAACACACUUCAUUUGCCGAGGUGCGUCUCUGGCAGGUUCCCUCUUCCGCAAGAGAAUGCAUUAUUUGAUAUUUACGAUGUUGCCUUUGCAAAUGCAUACUUUGGUAAAGCUUAGUGCUUGGAAAAAGACAUUGGACAUUCUACUUUACAAAUUGUUUUGUUAUACAGUAUACAAAAUUUCUUGUUUAUGUUAUGAUUACAUGACGUUCUGUUAGUGAUGUGCUUAUUACGCCAUCUUAAUCUUUCUGCAUAAAAAUGCUAUGGACUUUCAUAUAAAUAGAUAAAAAUAAGUCAGAAAAGUCGGUAGAGGACAAAAGUAAAAAAAUAGCGUCUUAAAUUAUGUUAAAGUAAGUUAUAAUGUAAGAACGAACAUUGCAGAAA
Xenia sp. Carnegie-2017 is the source of this 1360-nucleotide messenger RNA. RefSeq lists its product as uncharacterized. Bases 108 to 1094 code for a protein of 328 amino acids. The record is from RefSeq and is a predicted model, not a curated record. Lineage: Eukaryota; Metazoa; Cnidaria; Anthozoa; Malacalcyonacea; Xeniidae. The transcript is spliced from 3 exons. Gene Ontology annotation, molecular function: ubiquitin-protein transferase activity.